AUGUCGUCAAAUAAUUACGACACAAUAAACAAAACUUUGUCGGUUGGUGCUAUUGUUGCUAUUGUGGUCUCUUCAAUUAUUGGUCUUAUUAUAUGCGUUACAUUCAUUAUCGUGGUUGUAUGUAUAAUCAAAUUUUGUAAUCGACCAAGAUAUCCAAUACACCAAGGAAUAGUUUUACAAUCCCCAUAUCAAUAUGUUAGUGAUGCGUCACCUCAGUAUCCAUCUAAUAUGACUAGUGUUUCUAACUAUCCACCAUCGUAUUCAACAGUUCCUCCGCCUUAUAAUGCUCCAGCCUCGGAUUAUACCAAACCACCAUACACAUAA
This is a messenger RNA of Rotaria sp. Silwood1, 324 nucleotides long. NCBI's taxonomy places the organism in Eukaryota, Metazoa, Rotifera, Eurotatoria, Philodinida, Philodinidae. The record is from the annotation of a GenBank genome assembly.